Molecule: messenger RNA, 817 nt
Organism: Jaculus jaculus (lesser Egyptian jerboa)
Lineage: Eukaryota; Metazoa; Chordata; Mammalia; Rodentia; Dipodidae
Product: nuclear ubiquitous casein and cyclin-dependent kinase substrate 1-like
Exons: 3
Coding region: 1-777 (258 amino acids)
Biological process (GO): double-strand break repair via homologous recombination; interstrand cross-link repair
Cellular component (GO): cytoplasm
Molecular function (GO): single-stranded DNA binding; double-stranded DNA binding
Source: RefSeq, a predicted model, not a curated record
AUGGAGGAGGACAUCUUCAUCUGCAAGUCACCUCUCCUUGACUUGGUCUAUCAGCUAGAAGAUCUUGAACCAGUUGAACGGAAAAUUGACAAUCCAAAGGGUUCGUGGCUCCACCGUAAUUCAUAUGAUGCCUAUCCAAGAGUCUGGAUACAACAAUUUUAUAAUAAAGAUGUUUCUCUGAUCAAAAGCUCAUCUGGAAAGAAUUCACAAGAAGAUAGUGAAGACUCAGAAGAAAAAGAUGUGAAGACCAAGAAGGAUAAUUCUCACUCAGCAGAAGAUAGUGAAGGUGAAAAAGAUGAUCACAAAAAUGUGUGCCAGCAAUGGCAGGCAGCAUCUAAAGCAGCAUCUAAACAGAGAGAGAUGCUCUUGGAGGAUGUGGGCAGUGAGGAAGAGCUAGAGGAAGAAGACAAGCCACCGUUCCAGGAAAAAGAUUCUGGCAGCGAUGAGGAUUUCCUAAUGGAAGAUGAUGAUGACAGUGACUAUGGAAGUUCAAAACAGAACAACAAAAAGAUGGUUAAGAAGUCCAAACCUGAUAGAAAAGAAAAGAAGAUGCCAAAACCCAGACUAAAGGCUAAAGUGACGCCAAGUCCAGUAAAAGGCAAAGGAAAGGUGGGCCACCCCACAGCUUCAAAGGUGUCAAAGGAAAAGACGCCUUCUCCCAAAGAAGAAGAAGAAGAGCCAGAGAGCCCUCCAGAAAAGAAGGUGUCUGCAAGUCCUCCACCGGAGAAGUCUGGAGAUGAAGGGUCUGAAGAUGAAGCCCAGUCUGGGGAAGAUUAAAAGUGAUGAUGGUUUGGGGAGAGAUUUUAUUAAAAAAAAA